Molecule: messenger RNA, 1271 nt
Organism: Schistosoma mattheei
Lineage: Eukaryota; Metazoa; Platyhelminthes; Trematoda; Strigeidida; Schistosomatidae
Source: the annotation of a GenBank genome assembly
GUUUAAGUUGUUUUGGGCCGUGGCCUUAAGCGGGCUAAAAGGAUGAGCGAUUAUGUCCUGGAUGGAGAUCACGAUGUUCAUGAAGAUGAGUUCGGAGAUGAAAACGGGAAGGAGGACGUUAGCGUGACCGACGAAAUGCAUUUCGAUGCUGAGUUAGAGGCUAUCAAAGAACGCUUCAAAGAAAUUGAAGCAGAUGCAAAUAAAUUACAUGACUUGCGCCGCGUUAUCGACAAGUCUCCAAUCUCAAGUAAGUUUUUGGCUAUUUGUAUGUUGUUAAUUUUGUCCCGCGAAAAGACCCCUGUACUUAGCUCUGAGUCAUACCAUCGCCUCGUUUGUGUACAAGUUCUGUUGUCCAAUAGCGUUUUCACCUCAAUCGUUACGAAGUUAUUAGUCGUAGAAUUACUGUUUGGAGGCGCGUGCUGCUUAACAAUCUUUUCUGCUUCUGAAUCCAAUAACUCAAAUUUGUCAGAUGAAGAUAAAACUGAAGUUGACUUGCGUUCUGUAUAUGUUGGAAAUGUUGAUUAUGGUUCUACGGCCGAUGAACUAGAAGCACAUUUUCGUGGUUGCGGGCCGAUAAACCGUGUUACUAUAUUAUGCAAUAAAUUUACUGGACACCCUAAAGGAUUCGCAUAUAUUGAAUUCGAUACUCGUGAUGCUGUUGAAGCUGCAAUCGCUCUGGAUGACUCGUCUUUUCGAAGUCGACAGUUGAAAGUCCUACCUAAACGUACAAAUGUUCCAGGAAUGUCCAUGACAAAUCGUCCCCCUUUCGUGAGAGGUCGCGCGCGCGGCAGAGGGAUGUCUAUUGGUUUCCGUCCAGCAUAUGCUGGCCGAAUGCGAUUCCCACGAUAUCGGCGACGUGGUAGUUAUUACUUUACCCCCUAUUAAAUUGGACCAAUGAAAAAGUUAAGAAAAAGAAAUCGAUCACAGAAGAAACUUCCGCAACAUGUCCUUGUAUUCUACUUCGUUAUCCAACCAUUUUGCAGAACUAAUAGCUUUGUUGUCCAAAUUUUAGGUAUUUCGUACAAUUGUAUGAUGCCGCAUUCAUUUUGUUCUGCAAUCUAAUAAGACUACAACAUACCUGUUGGAAAAUUAACAUUCAAAUAUCCAUUGUAAAUUGGUGCUAAUUUGAUUUUUGUACCAUCUGGCUUGUUUAUCAAUGUGUAUGUCCGAAAAACUCAAUUAUGUGUUUUCACCUAUGGUCAAAUGCAGGUCAACGUUGUUACUUCGUAAGGUCAUGUCUGAGGUUACUAAAUACACCCUAGGUUAAUGUA